UUUGACGUGUUUUUAAGUUUUAGAGGUCUUGACACUCGUCAUAACUUCACUGAUCACCUUUAUAACGCCCUAAUCGAAGCUAAUCUCACAACUUUCUUAGACGAAGAAGAGAUCGAAACCGGACUAUAUUUGAAACCAGAAUUGGAGAGUGUAAUCAAAGCAUCCAGGGCUUCUAUUAUUGUGUUGUCUCAUAAUUAUGCUACGUCGACGUGGUGUCUUAACGAACUAGCAUUGAUCCUUGAACAAUGUAGGAUCUCUGACCAUAUUGUUAUCCCAAUCUUCUAUCAUGUCGAGCCUACCGAUGUCAGGAAGCAACAAUCCAACUUUGGGGAUGCAAUGGCAAAGCAUAAAGAGAUGAUGAUGUCAGAGAAAAAUGCAGAAAAAAGAAGUCAGUGGGCUCAGAAAAUGGAGUUAUGGAAUACGGCGCUAUCGGAAAUUGCUGAUUUAAAAGGAAAAACCGCAAAGGGCAGGAAAGAGACGGAGUUCAUUGAAGAAAUUGUUACCGACAUCAUUCGUAGGUUAGGUGUACCCUUACGAGUAGCUUUGCCACUCCUUAUCGGCAUGCACCAUCACAUUAGAUUCAUUAGUUCUUGGUUGAAAGAUGGAUCAUCUCAUAGUGCCGAUAUUCUCACAAUUAUAGGCAUGGGUGGGAUUGGGAAGACAUCUUUGGCCAGAUAUGUCUUUGGAUUACACUGUCGUGAAUUCGAAAGAUGGAGCUUUAUUGAAGAUAUUAGUAGGAGGUGUAACGGACAAUUUAAUGGAUUGCUUGAUAUACAAAAACAAAUAUGUGGUGACAUUUCGAAAACAAGUUCAGUUCAUGUUCAUGAUGUUUUUGUAUAUACCUCUCAGAUUGAGAAUGCAAUAGCCCGUAAAAAGGUGUUUCUAGUUCUUGAUGAUGUUGAUAGUCUCGAUCAGCUGGAUGCCUUACUUGGAAACAAAGGUUUUCAUCCAGGAAGCAAAGUCAUAAUAACGAGUAACGACACGUUGUUGACAGAGAAGUGUGAGCUAUUCAACUCGAUAGUUCAACCAAAGCAUACAAAGCACUUGCUUGUAGGUUUAGAUGAAUAUGAAUCACUAAAUCUUUUAAGUUUUCAUGCAUUUAAGUCCAACAGUCCGGAGGAAGGUUACAAAGAGGUUUCGAAAACACUUGUGAAGUAUUGUGAAGGACAUCCAUUGGCUCUAGAAGUGUUGGGAAAGUCUCUACGUAAUCGAGAUGUAGUUGAAUGGGAGGAUUACAUUGACAGAUUAAAGAAAGUGCCUCAUUCCCAUAUUAAAAAGGUUUUCCAAAUGAGCUUGGACUCUUUGGAGGAGGAUGAUAAGGAAUUGUUUAAACAUAUUGCUUGCUUUUUUGUUGGAGAAGACAGGGAAUCAACUAAAACAAUAUUAAAUGGAUGCGGAAUCCACACAGUUUUUGGGAUCAAGAAUCUCAUUGACAGAUGCCUUCUUCGGAUUGGAUGGGAUAACAAGUUGAUGAUGCAUCAACUGCUUCAAGAGACAGGAAGAGAUGUUGUACGUCAGGAAUCACCUGAGAAGCCAUGGAAACGAAGUCGAUUAUGGUGUCAUGAGGAGUCAUUCAAAGUGUUGAAACACGAAAAGGGUAAGGGAAAUCUUCUUGGCCUUGUGCUUGACAUGAGAAUGCUUGAGAAAGACAAGUUAUUUCAGUUGAAUACAAAUGCAUUGAUUAAGAUGGAUAAUCUGAUGCUACUACAACUCAAUUAUGUGCAACUCACCGGGUCCUAUAAGAAUUUUCCACAAGAAUUAAGAUGGCUGUGUAUGCACAAGUUUUCUUUAGAGUAUAUACCUCGAGACUUACUAUCACAAUUGGAGAAUCUGGUUUCUCUUGACAUGUCUUAUAGCAAUUUUAAAUCAUUGGACAUGUCUUAUGGUAAACCACAACAUCAUGAGAAUAUGGAAAAGUUGAGUGGCUCGUGCUUAAAAGACAAACGAUUUCUUAGAUCAUUGAAGAUUCUUAAUCUAAGUUCCUGCAAACAACUUCGUAGUCUCAGUGGCUUUGUCGAACUCCCAGCACUUGAGAGGUUAAUACUUGCAAAUUGCACAAGUUUGAUUGAGGUCUGUGGAUCAAUUGAGCAAUGUGAUGAACUUGUCCUCAUCGAUCUAAGUUACUGCAAUGAGUUUAAAAAUCUUUUAAGAACUAUAGGCAAGUUAAAGAAGGUCAAAACACUAUUAUUAGAUGGUUGUAAUCUUGGUGAAUUUUCUAUCAAGAAGAGGGAUACAGAAUCAUCGGAAAUGCUCAAGGCUAACAAGAGUGGCAUAAACUCCCAAACUUCUUCUGUCAUUGUGGAGACAAUACCUAGAGAUUUUAGAUCCUUUGUAAUUUCUUCACUGAGCUCAUUAGUAUGCUUGUCACUUAAAGAUAAUAAGUUGUCCAACGAAUCCUUUCCAAUGGACUUCAGUAACCUAUCCAUGUUGAAAGAGUUGUAUUUAGAUGGUAAUUCAAUAGUUUCACUCCCCAAUUGUGUGAGAGGCCUUCCUAGACUUGAGAAACUUAGUAUCGAAAAGUGUGAUAGAUUGAAGACAUUAGAGCAUCCUCCACGUACGUUAAAACACUUGAUAUUUGGUUUUAGGUACGAGUUAGAGAAAGUCGUAUUCCAUCAAGAAAUGUCCCCAAUCAUGUUAAGUAUCAAUACAAAUUUGGGGUCUUUUAUUGAAGGCAUGUUCAAAGUGGAAGAUAUGGCAAAUGUUGAGGAAGACGUAUUACGUAGUUUGGGCUGGACUAAUUUAGAGUUCACCAAAAACACACUGAUAAAGACACGACCUAAAGUCCAGAUGCAAUAUGAAUUUGGGAUAUUCAGCACAGUUUUUCGUGGGAAGGAGGUUCCGAAUUGGAUUAGUGAUAGAAGGGAAGGGUCAUCGAUAUCAUUUACCAUCCCAUCAUCUCCUAACAACCUUAGAGGAUUGAAUUUUUGCUAUGUGUUCAUGAAUACAGGUAUAAAUGGCUACAUUCUGUCACCUAUCAUUGUUUCGAAUGUAACAAAGAUCCGCACCUAG
Molecule: messenger RNA, 3009 nt
Organism: Cynara cardunculus var. scolymus (artichoke)
Lineage: Eukaryota; Viridiplantae; Streptophyta; Magnoliopsida; Asterales; Asteraceae
Product: disease resistance-like protein DSC1
Exons: 5
Biological process (GO): defense response; signal transduction
Molecular function (GO): ADP binding
Source: RefSeq, a predicted model, not a curated record